AGAGUUCAAGAACGAUGCUCGUCAGACUCAGGAUUUGUAGUUCACGUUGUUGAUUAGCAGGUCGUUAGUAUCCAUGUCGAUCUGAAAAUGGCGGAUAGAACGGGCAGUUCUGCUCGAAGGGUAUCGGGUGGGAACCCGUUUCUGUCUGGUCCCGGUGUUUCACCCUGUGAAACAAGGCAGGAUGACUGCUCUACCGAGCCUCCUCGUAAGAGCAUCAAGGCUUUAACGCAGAUAUUUUCCAGCGGUUCGGCAUCAUCUUCGUUUGUAGCUUCAGCAGCACCGUCACCAACGAAAGUAGUACAACAAGGGAGCGUCGAGAGCAAGAGUAACAAGUUGCCGGUGUGCUUGUCUUUAUGGUAGAUUGCGUGUAAUUGUAAUUUAUUUUGUUUGUAGUUGCGAGUAUCUUUAUUAUGUUCUUUGUUGUUGUCAUAGUCUUAGUCGCAUAACUUGUAUCAUCACAGCUCUAAUCUCUGCUCAAAAGUCAUUCGGUGUCGUGAAUCCAGACGCACUCGAAACGAAAAAGAGCAGUCCUGCGAAUUUCCGUACCAGAGCAGGCGGUGGCUCACCUCUCAAACCCUACCUUUCACCUGUGAGAACCAGUCCGAAUAAGGGACCAUCUGCAGGAGCAAGUAGUCCAAGUAAGGCUAAUGCCACAUCAGCUACGACGCCGAGCAAGGUGACGGUAACGAAAGGUCCUCCGAGACGGAAAUGCGUAUCAAUUGUGGCGAAUCAAUCUCUACUUGGUACUAUAGGAGGCCAAAAACAAGCAUGCCAAUCUGCAGCCGCAGCAAGCGGUCCUACCCCCAGCGCAUUCGAACACACCACGACGACCACGCAGAACAAUAUAAACAAGAAAACCGAUGGUGGACCAUCCUCUCCUACUCCUAGCGCUGCUGCAGCGAGAGGUGGCCCAGUGUUUUUGCCAAGUGUCGAACUUGGUAAGACGACGUCGCCACGCACAGCAAGUCGGAGUCCCAGUCAGGAGGGGUCGUCGGAGAAGCCUAAUGAUGCUUCUUCGAGCUUGUUGACGCCAGAACGGCAGAGGACGCCCCAAAAACAAUUAGGAGGAGAGAAUGCCGCGUUCGAGCGAGUACAUGAUAUCCCGACGCCAAAAAUGCGGCCUCUGAUGACAAGGAGGACAUCAGAGACCGAAGAAAAGACUUCUACC
This is a messenger RNA of Amoebophrya sp. A25, 1168 nucleotides long. Lineage: Eukaryota; Dinophyceae; Syndiniales; Amoebophryaceae. The record is from the annotation of a GenBank genome assembly.